AGGAGUUGGCGGCUGUUUCUCCCUCUCCGUCCGGAGGAGGAGGAAGAAGAGGAAGAAGAGGAAGAAGAGGAAGAAAGAAGAGGAAGAAGAGGCUUCAGCUGCCGCCUUUCCGAUCCUCCCCCCCCCCCUUCCCCUCCGCCCCACACCUUUAUGGACGAGCGCCGGAGCUUGCUCUACUCUCCGGCUGCCUCCUCCGCCAGCCGGCAUCCGCGGGGCGACUCGAGCAGCAGCCACCACAACCUGGGCUACACCGAGCAGCUGCCCCCCGCCGCCCCCCAGCCAGUCCCCGAGCAAGAGGAGGAAGAGGGUGAAGAAGGGGAGGAAGGCAGCAUGACUGUGGUGGGGGGUGGCGGAGACCCUUUGCUGGAAGAGCCACAGCAUCCUCAUCCUUUGCUAGGGGGGGACCGCUACGAUCACCCCCCGACUCCGGCCGCUGUCCCCGCCGGCCAGCCCGCGGGCGGUGGGGAGCAUGAGUGCUGCGAGCGGGUAGUGAUCAACAUCUCAGGGCUGCGGUUUGAGACCCAGCUGAAGACGCUGGCGCAGUUCCCGGAGACGCUGCUGGGGGACCCGCGCAAGAGGAUGCGCUACUUUGACCCCCUCCGCAACGAGUAUUUUUUUGACCGUAACCGUCCCAGCUUCGACGCCAUCCUCUACUACUACCAGUCGGGUGGGCGCAUCCGGCGACCCGUCAAUGUCCCCAUCGAUAUCUUCUCCGAGGAGAUCCGCUUCUACCAGCUGGGGGAGGAGGCCAUGGAGAAGUUUCGGGAGGAUGAGGGUUUCAUUCGGGAGGAGCAGCGGCCGCUUCCUGACAAGGAGUUUCAGCGCCAAGUGUGGCUUCUCUUCGAGUACCCUGAGAGCUCUGGGCCAGCCCGAGGCAUUGCCAUAGUCUCUGUCCUGGUCAUCCUUAUCUCUAUCGUCAUCUUCUGUCUGGAGACCCUGCCUGAAUUCAGGGAUGACCAUGACUAUGAGGGAACUGGGGGGACCUUUGGGACGGGUGGUGGCCCUCUCCCACCUGAUGUCUUCACCAACUCUUCAUCCUCAGCUGCUUCCAUGGUGUCGUCCUUCACUGACCCUUUCUUUGUAGUGGAGACUUUGUGCAUCAUCUGGUUCUCCUUCGAGCUGCUGGUCCGCUUCUUUGCCUGCCCCAGCAAGGCCACCUUCUCCAAGAACAUCAUGAACAUCAUUGACAUUGUGGCCAUCAUUCCUUACUUCAUCACGCUGGGCACCGAGCUGGCUGAGAGGCAAGGCAAUGGCCAGCAAGCCAUGUCCUUAGCCAUCCUCAGAGUCAUCCGGCUGGUCAGGGUCUUCCGCAUCUUCAAGCUUUCCAGGCACUCCAAGGGGCUGCAGAUCCUGGGGCAGACCCUCAAGGCCAGCAUGCGGGAGCUGGGCUUGCUCAUUUUCUUCCUCUUCAUUGGUGUCAUCCUCUUCUCCAGCGCCGUCUACUUCGCAGAAGCCGACGAUCCCAGUUCAGGUUUCAGUAGCAUCCCAGAUGCCUUCUGGUGGGCGGUGGUGACCAUGACCACAGUGGGCUAUGGGGACAUGCACCCCAUCACCAUUGGGGGCAAGAUUGUGGGCUCUCUCUGUGCCAUUGCAGGGGUGCUAACCAUCGCUCUCCCCGUGCCCGUGAUAGUCUCCAAUUUCAACUAUUUCUACCACCGGGAGACAGAAGGUGAGGAGCAAGCCCAAUACAUGCACGUUGGGAGCUGCCAGCAUCUCUCGUCCAGUGAGGAGAUGAGGAAGGCUCGCAGCAAUUCCACCCUCAGCAAGUCCGAGUACAUGGUGAUCGAGGAAGGGGGAAUCAACCACAGUGCAUUCAAACAGGCUGCCUUUAAGACAGGCAACUGCACUACCACAAACAAUCCCAACUGUGUGAACAUCAAAAAGAUCUUUACGGAUGUUUAAAAAAAAAACCAAAACAAAACAAACAGCAACAAAAUCUGAGGAUGCAGUAAAAAAAUAAUAAUAACAAAAAUAAUGCAAAGUGACUGUGUACUCGGUAUUGUGUGGAACAUGCACCAUCGUCGGUCUGUGUGCGCCCUCGUUUUUAUACAUUUAUUUUUUUAGAUCCUUCCUUUCUAAAGAUCCAAAAAAAAAAAAAGGAUUUAAAAUUCUCCGAAGAAGAGGAGAGCUAAAGGGUAAAGAGAAGGAAGAUGAAGACAAAACACACUCACCGUCAAAACAGGUGUUUGUUCUGCAACGUGUUGCAGGGCUGCUUUUGUUUUCUUGGUUUUGGGGAUAUCUUGCUUUACUCCUGAAUUUCCCCCCCCUUCCCUAAAGGCAGCGUGCAGCCGAUUUCCCUUCCAUCCCAUAAGCUCACUUGUUGGAUUAACAACCCGGGGUUGGGUGGGGAAGCGAGGAAAACAUGUUGCAGAGCGUACUGGAAGGGGGUUGGGAGGAAACAACCAUUUAAUUUUGCAGAGAGUCUCUGUUACCACAUUGUUAAAUGAUGCUUAAUAUUGAAACAUGUGGUGUGCCAUUACAGGCACAUCACAGAUUCCCUUUUCUCCCCCGUUAGAUCAUUUAUGAAAUUCUAAUCUGGUCAGAGACGAGAGUAAUCAGUGCUGAUAGAAAUAGAAAGGGAAAAAAAAAAAAAGCCCUCAUUUUCUAUUCUUAAUUCCCUUCCCCUGCAACCCUAUGGCAUUAUUUCAUCCAAUGUCAAGUUUGUGGCCGUGCAGUGGGUCUGUGUGCGGGGAGGAGGGAGGCAAAAGGCAAAAUGGAAUGGUUUCAGGAGCCAACGGUGCGUGGGGAGCGAUGCCGGCGUGGACUGGGGGAUGCAGGAUCCAUGACGGGCUCCUCGCCGCGGCUGUGCAGCCUCAAACCCACCCAGCUGGAGACAAAGGGAUAUUUCCUCUUUUUUUGCAAUGCAUUUGGGAGAGAUGCAGCCGCUUAUCACAAGAAGAUUAAAGUGGCGAACACGCCUUCCAGCGGAAGUCACUAAUUCGGACCGGAGUGAUGUAGUUGCCAUGGUGACCCUGGUUUCCUGGGAAACCCCCAAAGGUUGUCAUGGCAUCCCUUCUCCCAUCCCCCUUGGUCCUCGCUCUUCCCGCAAAAGAACCUUUCCAGAUGGUUCCAGCCCUGUCAUCCCGCAGGACGCCGCGGCUCUGCCCCACUAUGUGACCCCCAUCCUGGCACCCCCUUCCCGGCCCGCGUCGUUUCCCCCCCCCCCCCCCCCCCCGCCGCGGCUUCCCCUGUGCAGAAUAAAGCGCCCGUAGGCAAUAAGCACACCACAAAUCCACCUCUCCCUCGCAGAGGAGCUCACACCUUGGCAGUGAAAUUUGGGGAUGGAGUUGCUCGUCCUGCAAACACGAGUGCCUGCUUCGCCACGAAGGACCCCGUGCUCCCCCCACGCCACACGAAACCCGGCGGUUUCCCCAAACCCGGUGCAAAAUGGCACUGAGCAGCCAGCGGGAAAGCUCGGCUGAGAAACCCCGGCAGCUUUUUGAAACAAGGGGGACAGAUAUAUAAAGAGCAGGAUUUGAAAAAUAACCAAAACCCCACCAGGGAAAAUACACCGGCUUCAUCUUUGCAUGUGCACCAGGUGCCACGGGACAUCUGAUGGGAUCAGAUAACAGAAGAGGUUUCAAAAUUAAGACCUUCAGGACUGUGUUGAGAAAUCAAAUGUCUCCAAGGAAAUGGCAAACAUCACGGACACGGUGACUGAUGCUGCAGUGCACCCGACCAACGGAGGGUCUGUCCUCCCCAGUUAAACCCAUUUCAUAUUUCAUAGAUAUGAAAUAUUUGCCAUGUUAUCUGUGUUUUCUAACAAGUGCAUUAUGUAGAAGGGAACAUCUUUGCAGCUGGAAGUUUAUCUUCAAAUCAUGUGCAAUAUAAUGAGACUGAACAAAGCCAGGAAAAAGGAGGAGGGGAGGUGGAAAUCAUUUGGACAUGAUUUCAGUCUUUUUUUUUUUUUUUUAAUUUAAAAAAAUCUCUUGAAAGAUUAUGCAACCAGAAAGGAAACGUUAACCAGAGCUGCUAAUAAGCAGUCCAAGUGUUUUGUUAGGGGUGGGAGGGAGAUGGGGGAAAUUCAGUUACUCUCACUGUUCCCUGUCAAAGGCCACGGGCUGUUUUCGGCGCUGCGACAUAAUUUCUGGUCCAUUUUUCUGACUUUCCUGUAAAUGCUCUUUAUAAGGAGGUAUGUGCUGUAUCAAAGGCUGUGAUUUAUUUUAAGCCCUUCUUAAGAAAGUAACAUCGCUGCCAAUGCUGAGGAAAAUGGUGUCGAACAGUCAACGAGUUGUGCCUUGCUUUCAGGAUCGCUCCAUGAAAAACUAAGUAAAAUCGAAUUUCCAGGGGUGGAAAAGGUACAAAACCCAAUCUGGCUGGUUGUGCCGCUGGUUCCUUUCACAAGAGCCCGUGUGCCCUUCUCUGCUGUUCCAUGGUACUUCAGUCCCGAGGGAAUAUUAUAGUAUUGUGUUGCUAAUACUAUAAUAAACGGGAAAUCAUCACUCCUUUGCCCAUUGCUGUUUCAUUUUGCACGCUGAGGUUUGGGGUUUUUUCUGUGGCAGGUUAAGAGCCAUGGGCUGCCCAGGCUGGGCUGCAAAGCUGUUAAAAGUGGGGUCUCUCUAACCUCACUGCAUUUCUUAGGGCCGUACAGGUAAAUGAUAUCCCAGUGCAAUGGGAUAAAUGGUCUGCAAAGGCACAAAUGCAAACAGCAAAGGGGUCGGUGGUCUCUCCUGUUUCUGCCUUCCGCCUCUCACCCCAGCCUCACCUGCCUCGGCACGCUGCCUCCGCCUCAGCUUUAAGACUAAAACCUGCCCGGCACAUAGUCCAUCAGAGGAACAAGGCGAUAUUCAUGACAGCAUUGGGUUGCUGGGUGAAAAUAAUGUUGGUGGGACUCAGGCAAGCAGAGGAACCUCUGCAUCUCCAUUGCAAUAAUUCACCAGGGGUGGUUCAGGGAAUGGUAAUUUCAACUGGAGCAAGCGAUGAGAGCUGGAGCUCACUCCGAAGCAGAGGAUGCUCAAGGGGAGGUAACAGGAGACAAAUUCUUUAGGCAUGUGAAGCAGACUCUUGAAUUCACGCUGCUGAUUGCUUUAGGUCUGCAUCCCAGGACAAGCCUUGAGGCCCCCACUGGGUAGGUGGAAAGUGGAGCGAGGACCACUCUGCCCGGAGGGCAGCACCAAAACCUGGAUCCUUCACCAAGCAGAGCCAUUAACCUGCAUUUCAAACCAGAUCCCAGGCAGAAGAUGAGGAACAUCCACAGGAGACACAUGUGGGAUGCUUUGAGGCACAAUCCGAGUGAGGAUGUGUUUAAAAAUAAACACUCUACCUGGAAGAAAGGCUCCAAAAUGGGACAGUGCAGGGAAAUAUUCGUGGCAAAGCAACCAGCUGUCUGCACCAUGCAGCUCUCCCUGCAGAAGAGCUUUGAAGACGAAUGAGACCCAAGUGGGUUUCUGAGCUGUUGUCUGGGGCUGGAAUUGCUCCAGACCUCUCUGUCAUUCAGCAGAAGAAGACAUCCUCCUUUCUGGCUGUCUAAGCCCCUCAUGGAAACUUCAUCCAAAAUUAGGAUUGAGAAAUUCCCUUAACAGUGGGGAAAUGAUGUGGUUUGAUGCAUUGACUUUGGUGAGGUCACAUUUAUUUUAUUUGGGUUUUAAACAUGAAUAAUUUCUUGGCUUGAAUUCCUCCUUCUGUCAUGGCAUCUGUAACGUUGGUGAUGAAGGCCUUGUUGAUGGGCUCCCAAAGACAGGAGUCUCUGGGGCUCUGCAUAGGUGUGGGCUUGGGAGAACGGGCCAAGAUGGAGAGAAAAGAAACAAAAGUGAAAAAAACAGCAGUUUUAGUCCAAGCUGCAUUGCUCCCUUUGGGGAACAAAGAGCAAGUGUGGAUCUGGCCCUUAAUGGGACAUUGCUCCUUGGGCUUGUUUGCAUUUAUUUAUUUAUUCCCAGCAUGGCAGAACCCCUGCGGUCACUGGAGCUGUGGAUAAAUGAAUUAGGGCUGGUGCUGCUGGCACCUGGUUUUAUUGCGGCUUUUGCAGAGGGACGUGGGUUGGGGACCAGGGCUGCUGGAGGAGCCCAAGGAGCAAGGUUCCUGAGCCCAUGGAGAUGAUGAGCUGGAAGUGCCAAGGCUCCACAGAGGGAUGCCAGGGAAUCGUGGAGGUGAAGUACCCCACGGUGUGAAAUCAAUCUGGAUUGAAAGCCCUCUGCACAAAUUAAAGCUAAUUGGAGCGGUGGCUCUCAUUAACUUCACAUUUGGCUGUGCCCUGCCCUGAGGCUAGCCGGUGGGGGGCAGGGAGAGAGACCUCUUCCAUGGGAUCCUCCAGCAAAUUGCUCUGCUGGCAAAUCCCCGGGGAUCUGGCAGUAACCGCAGUGCUGCCGCCGGAGCUGGUCUGAGGAUGGGCUUGCAGAGCUUUUUUGAUUCGUGGCUGACUGUAUCUUAAUGUGGCACAGCCAAAGCCUCCUCCCAGGCACCCAUCCCCUGUCUCCUGCAAAGGGGAACUGAUCUCACCUCCAAAACCACUAAGGAACUGCAAAAUGUGUUUGUUUGCAUCCUUCCCUGCAGUGUGAUGGGUUUGCAGCGUGCUCUUGAGGCUGCAAAGAUUGAGCACAAGCUUUAGCAACUCUGAAAUCUCGAGGGCCUGACCCAAAAAGCGCGUUUCUACCAUGCUGAUGGUUUUGGGCUGGAAACAGCCAAAGCACCCGCUGAAGGUCUGAUCCAGCAUCCCCCCGCACCCCUGCAGACAGCCCUGGGUUGCCCAUGGGGUAACGGCACGUUAACAGGAGGAGAAUUGAUUUUCUGAAUUGCAACAGAGACCUGGAUCUUGGGAAGCCCUGGUCCCAAAGGUGUUAAAUUUAGUUUCUUUUGGAACAUGAUCUAGCAGCCCUUAAAAUGGGGGAUAGAAUGUAUCAGCACUAAAGUUAUUUUUAUUUUUCACUGGCGUAACAGAGAGCUUUUUUAUGGCAUGUGUGUAUGUAACAUAAUUAUACCUCGUCUGUUUUCAAUAGCCACUUUGUUAAAAUGUCUCUCUGUUAUGGUUCAAAACUGUAUUUUGAUGAGCAAAGUGACGGGAAACCCCAGAUCCCUUCACCCAUCUGGGUUGGUGGGUCCCAGAAAUGCCCCGUUCCCGGAGCAGAGCUCAGCCCGUGGCUGCCGGCCGCUCCACUCCUCCUGGCCAGCACCAAACCCACCCCACGGACAUCUUACACCCAUGACGAUCUUGCUAAAUUUCAACCUCUUCUUAUUGAGAAGUGUAUGUACAAUGUCGUUGUACAUACUGGCGUUGAUGAUGUUGCUCCAUGCUGUUAGGUUUUUUUUGCUUGGUUGCUGAACCAGCUAAAUGUUAAUGUACUUUUUCAAAAUAAUUGAGAGUUUGAUAGUCUUUAACUGUCAGUCUGGUAUAUUAAUCUGUGUUGCCACAACUCUGACUCUAGCCUUGUGCUUUUUAAAGAUAACCAUCAUACCAGGACAACGGUGUUGAAAUGUCGUUUGGAGCAGAGGGUUGGAUUUGGUAAGGGAAGACAAAUUAAAAAUGUAUCCAGUCGAUUAAAAAACCAAAAAAGGGAGCGAUUUAAUGAUGCCUGACAUCAAGAGAAGAUCCAAAAAAUAGCAUGCAUUGAUUCCCAUAAUCAUCCAAAGGCAGGCUGCUCAUCUUUAUUCAUAGCCCUUCAAAGCCGCACUCUGAUGCCGAGAGCAUCUCUGAGAUGCCGUGCAUUAGAUGUGCUCUUUAGACGCUGAACACGUAGACGUUUCUCCUCUGCACCCAGCACAGCUGCCGUCUCCAGCAAAUGCUGUACGCCAUCCCUUCCCCCUUUUUAAUUUUAGGGUGCAAUUAAAGUGAGGAGAGCUCUGCCGUUGGGUCCAUUCUGGUGGAUGGGCAGGAAAAUCAGAUCGAGGAAGCUGGGCAGGUAAAGACUCGCAUGAAGCCACUUGUUUUAAGAAAAAGUUUUGAGAUGUUUUAAGAAGGCAGCAAAAUUAGAAAGUAAAAUGUCUUAAAAAGUGGUUAAGGGCACUAACGAAGGCUCAGUGGACACAUCACAUGGGAUGGGGCUUAACAGUGUGGCUGGAGAAGGCUUUCAGAGACAACAUAUGAAAUACUGUGAGGCUGCUUUGCUUGCCCUGCUAGAUUUGGGGGAAAAGUCAGGAUUCCUGCAGUCCCGUCCUGGCCUCCAGGCAAAAAGCCUGCAAUAUUAACGCCUCAGAAACCAGCCUUUGAGCACCCUGGAGGCUUUUAUUACACACGCACUUGGAUGUUUUCCGAGACAGACGUUCAAAAGCUGUUAUUGCUACUGAAUCCUUUUAAAAUUAAGGAAUUCAUGGGAUAGCAUUUUUCUCCCCUAAAAAGCUUUGGGAGCUGGCGUGCUCCCCACUCUCUUGGUUUGGUUUUUUUUUUUUCCAUUGCACACAGUCAGUUAGAAAGUUGUCCCUUGAGCUGAGACUAAAGCCAAGUAGCAGCCCUGGGUGAAUUAAAUUACCCAGCUCUGUAAUCCCCAUGUUUUCAUCCACCAGUCUCUGAAUUAUGUUUCUUUUUCACAUUUUUUUUUCCUGCUUUCUCCAAGAUGACGUCAUCAGUGCAUCUUUAAAGGGAACGCUUCAAGAUGCUGCUGUCACCGACUGGUGUUUUCCAUAACACAGCCAGGCCACUGAUGCUGUGUUUUAAAUGCAUCACUCCUAUUCCUGAGGAUGGUUUCGGAGCAGGACAAGUCAUCUGGCAAUACACAAAUCAUUGGUAGAGCUGGACUCACACAUGGAAUGGUAUUAAGCAGGGACAUAGCCAGGAAAUUGUAAAGCAGUGCCUGAAAUAGGGCAGUUUAAUGCAAAAUGAUGUGUUUGCUGCCAUGUCCCUUGCUCUGCCAUUAGUAGACUGGAAAUGGGACUUGGUUAUUCAAAUUACUCAGGUUUUGCAGGAAAAUCGUCUUCAUUGCUGAAGGUGAGAUAUUCCCACGGGUGAAUUUAGCAUCUGUCAAGGAGAACGGGCUCUUAGUUCACCACCUGAGGUCCCAAAACCUUGCAAAUGGGGGACGUUGCCUCAACCUCCAACACAGAAGCAGCUUGUGUUUCUUAUUUCCCAUCCUUUACUAUGCAACUUAUUUUCAUGGUAUCUUCCUGGGACUGAGAUGGCUGGAUAUAAUUUUGAUUUUGCUUUCCCUCGUUGGCGUGUGCAGCUGGGUAAUGCUGAAAUGUUUCCAUCACUGUCUCAACUGGAACACACGUUGGGUACAUUCGAACAGUGAAAUACCGCCUCGUGAAAUUUGGUGUGUCAGACUGAAAAACUAGACUAAAUCCUGACUAAUCAGGUGCCACAGAAAUGAUGCAAUUUUGGACUGGAGAUGUAAAGCACAGUCUUGUUACUCUGAUUUUGGUUUAAACUCUAGUUUUGCCAGUGAGCUAUGUUGCAACUGUUUAAACUUGUUCUUUUGAUACCAGUCUGAUGCUAAAACGAGCUGCUGCAUCCCGUCGUCGUGGUGACAUCCACCGUGGUGUGGGCCUUGUGUUCAGUUACCAGUAAAAAAAAGUGAUUUGGGUUUUUUUUGGUUGUGUGAUUUUUUUACCUGAUGUUGAAUUUAUUUUUUUAUUUUUUUUUCAUUAGAACUUGAAACUUAUUUCAUAUGCAAAGUUCAA
Grus americana (Whooping crane) is the source of this 9546-nucleotide messenger RNA. RefSeq names its product potassium voltage-gated channel subfamily A member 3 (gene KCNA3). The coding region runs from base 151 to 1902 and encodes 583 amino acids. Gene Ontology annotation, molecular function: protein binding; delayed rectifier potassium channel activity. Gene Ontology annotation, biological process: protein homooligomerization; potassium ion transmembrane transport. NCBI's taxonomy places the organism in Eukaryota, Metazoa, Chordata, Aves, Gruiformes, Gruidae. Gene Ontology annotation, cellular component: voltage-gated potassium channel complex; membrane. The record is from RefSeq and is a predicted model, not a curated record. The transcript is spliced from 2 exons.